UAAAAAUGGUAGAGAUACAUGUACAUACCCAGUUAUAACAUAGGUUCACAGUGAAGCAAUGUGACAAAAUCUUAGUUACCUCACCAAGCAUACAGGAUGGGGAGUGAAUGGUUUGAGAGAGACUCAGACUAUGUUCUACUGGAAGGCCAGUCCACAGAUGAACUUCAGGCACCACUUAACAGAUCAUCCAGGCUGAAGUAUAAUUGUGUCUCUGUAUCUAACAAACUAGUUGCAUUUGGUUCCAACACUGGAGGUAUUUACAUCUUCUCUAGGGUAGACCAAAAACUGCUACAGAUUGCAUUUGCUGAAAAGGAAACCAACAGCGUUUCUCUUGUGAGGAUUAGUCCACAUGAAAAAUAUGUUGCUUUUGUCAGUUCAAGCAAUAUAUAUGUCUUAGACCUGAAACUGGAGUCAAGGUCAAAAGCCGAGACAUUACGAUCAAGCUCUGACCUUGCUGGUUGCCUAGUUACCAGUCUGCUAUGGGAUCAAACAAGUGCAAAGUUGUUCAUAGGGGAUGACCUUGGGAAGGUUUCAAUGAUGCCAGUAUACUCAAACAAGGCAAAGAAUCUGUUUAGUUUACCUCUAGAGAUUAUAAUGAAGCUUGACUCAGCUAUAGUUCAGUUAGAUAAAGCAGAAGAUAAAGUACUUGUGUCUACAAUGACUAGAUGUUACCUUUGUGAUACUGUCAAACAACAUUACUCACAGAUUGGAAAGAAACUGAGAGAUGGUAAUUUUGGUGCUUGUUUUCUACAACAAGGGACAUCAGCUCCCAUGAUUUACAGUGCAAGGCCAGGAUCCAGAAUAUGGGAGGUUGACUUUGAGGGUAAUGUGUUGAACACACAUCAGUUUAAACAGUUGUUAGCACUUCCUCCUAGUCAUAUCAUCAAUAUAAACCAGAAGUAUAUAUUUGACACAGAGACCAACACGACCAAGGCACAGUCUGUAGCAUUCCCAAAACUUAUCAUUCUUAAAAAGAAUUUUCUGUUAACUUGGACCAACACAAGUGUCUAUGUCCUUGACCCAAUUAAUGUCAAGGUAAUGCUAUGGACCAAUCAAUUUUCAGGAAUACAAGACAUCUGUUGCCUUGAUGAAGAACUUUACAUUUUCUUUGAAUCGAUGAAACUACAGUGCCUAUCAUUUCAGUCAGUGACAUCGAUCAUACCAGGUUAUAUACAGACAAAUGACAUACAGUCUGCUGCCUAUUUGUGCAUUCAACACAGAAAUGUUUUUCUCUUCAAACAUGUCAGAAAAAAAUUUGGUGUAGACAAUUUACACAAGAUAUAUAACAAGCUUGUGGAAGAAAAGAUGGAAGAUUUAGCUGAUCAAGUUCAUGAGGUGAUUAUAAAUGUGGAGAACAAAAUGGCCGAUGAUUCGGAAAUGGAUGAAUUAAGUUCUGGUAGAAGUCGGUCUGGUAGUGCAAUAAGUGGAUCCAGUGUUGGUAGUGUGCUAAGUUCUGCACCGAAUAGUGCAAUAAAUGGAACAACUGGUGAUAUAACUGAAACAAAUGAAAUUGAGAAAGACGUUAAAAGUACAACUAAAAUUGCUCAAAGGAAUAAUCAUAUGCAGGAAAAUUUAAGUAUUCCUGAUGAUUUAAAUGGUGUGAAAGAAUAUGUUGCAGAGACUGAUCAUAAAAGCUUGAAUGAAAAACAAGAUAAUUUUGAAAAUGAGAUUAAGAGUGAAGUUGAUUUUAUGACUGAAAGAACCAAAGAAAAUAAACAUGUUGAAACUGAUAAAGGUUCAUUAGUUUACAGAAACAACUUUGAUAAUCAUGUGGAGGAUAAUGAUAGUGAGAUUGUUCAUACAGUUUUAGAAGAAAGUGAAAGUGGUUGUGUGGAAAAGGUUGAUAAACAGGAUGAAGAUACUGAAUUGGUUGAACAUGAAGCUAGAUUUAUAAGUGACAAUAUUGAUGAUGUUGGAGGUAUGGAACAAACAUUAGAUGCUCCGGUAAGAUGUGCCCAAUCAAGAUUAACUGAAAAUACUAUACAAGAACAUAUCAAAGAACCUGUCAUACAUACAGAUCAUGUAUGUGAUACUUUUGACACCCAAAACCAACAUAAACAAUUUGUUAAUGUAUCAGAAAGCCAUGUUGCUAUGGUAACAGAAGAUGUAACUGAUGAUUUGCAGAAUGAAGAUGAUAUUGGUUACCUACGUGUUAUGAGCCAGGGACCAAGAAGAUUGUCUUUAACCAGUUUAUCAAGUGUUGACAGUGCUGAUAUCCAUUUAGAUCAACCCUUUCCUAAUGAUUUUGAUGGAGUCUCUGAUACAAUAGCCAUACCUGUGAAGAGAAAAUCCGGCAAGAAGAAAGUUCGCAGCAGCAGACGACAUUCUGCAUUUGAAACAGCAGACUCUAAAUCAGAAGUGAGGAUAACAAGAUCAAUGAGUCUCGGAACUCCAGAAAAUAAAGACAGGGCCGUAUCACCACAUGGAUCUGUUCAUAGUUUAAAGGAAGAAGAUUCCAUAUCUUUAUAUUCUAAUGAUUCUGUAUUAAUGGAGGAAACUACUAGCUCUGGAAAGGACACACCAGAUGGUUUGAAUAUAAAUAAGAACUCAGAAUCUGUGAGUGUUGGUUCACCUUCAUCCAUUAGUGGAGAAUUUGGUUUGAGUGGAGAGUUCACUGUAAGUGUUGAUAACCUCCAAACUGAUGAGUAUUCAUCAAGGGACAGCACUCUAUCUCGCUCCUGGGAGAAAGGCAAAUCUUCAUCUGCUCCAAGAAAAACUUUACAACAAUUGAGAAACAAAAUGCAGACAAAGGUUACAUCAAGUACCAAGAAUUUGAUUAGAAACAUCAAGGAGAAAAACCUCCUCUCCAAGGCUAAAGAGUUCGCUGAAAAUUUGUCUCAGGGUUCAGAAGCUUACCUACAUUCCGGAGAUGUCCUGUAUAAUGACAAUCCAGAUAUCUUAAUGACAAAUCCAGAGUUUGGACAAAAUUUUAGAGAUACAGAGGAUCAAAUUACUACAAACUCAGAAGAUAUUAGUAAUGUUGACAGUAAGGAAAAAGCCAUUGUAGAUUGUGAAGAACUUGAACAAAUUACAUUAAAAACCAAAGAAACUUUACAGGAUUUAGAAAUUCUUACAAAUUCAGAAGCAGUCUAUGCAGUUUUGUUAGACUGGGUCACAGUUUUGAAUAAAACUUUUCAAGAGUUUCAUCUGAUUAAAUAUAAAGAUUUAGAAGGUGAAGCAGUGUUGGAGACUGGUUCUAAAGUUAAUGACUGUCAUACAGUUGUGACUGAUAAAAAUGGGGAACCAAACCAAAUUGAUCUCCCAGGUGAAGCAGCUGAUGUAAGACUGUUGAGAUCAGACUGUGAGUCAGGUGUUGUCAUAGAUACAGAAAACAAUGAGUCAAAGGAUCCAAAUGAUGUUAGAAUAUCUGAUUCAGUAAUUAAAAUACUCAGUGAUAAGGAUUUCUGUUACCUCACUGAUCCAUUGUGUCUUUCCAGUUAUCUCCUCCAGGAUGUUUCAGAAUUAACCCAAGCUUGUUUUGAUGUUGGUUGUCAUGGUGAAAUUUUGAAGUUUAUAGAAUUUAAAUUUCAUUGCCCAAAAAGCUUUGAGAACAAUCUUAGAGUACCUGAUACAGGACUAAUUGUUUCUGAUUUGAAUGGAAUAGAUAAUGUUGUGAAUGUGGAUAUGACGAAUAAUGUGAAGCAUAAUAGCACUGAAGAUAAAGAGGUUGACAAUGAAACAAUAGAGGUAAACAAGGAGGCAACUAUAGAAAGUGAAGAUAUUCAGUGUUGUGAAACUAACUUAAGUAAAACUGACCAUGGGGACAAAGCUUAUGUUGGUGAAAAAAGUCAUGAAUAUCUUACAGAUAAUUCUGCAGCACUUAAUGAACAAAAGAAAGUCAGUACAACAGAAUGUGGUGAAAUGCAGGAUAAAGCAAUUUCAUUUUUUGUCCGAUGUUAUUUUCCCUACCUAAAUGUUGGUAGAAUAAGGGAGGAAACCGUGAAUGGAAAAUCUUGUUUUGAGUUAUGGAGUGCCUUAUUGACUUGUAUGGAAGGUAAAGCAAGGUAUGAUGGUGAGAGGUAUGGUGUAGAUGAGAAAUCUAUUAUACGACAUCUGUUGAAGAAUGAGUCAGGUAUUGGUCAAGGUGCCAUGUUGCUAGGACACAUAUCAAAUUUGUUUCGCAGCAAACCAGAUUCUGUUGUGGAUAUUUGUGUGAGAUGUCAUCCCAGUGUACAUCCCCUAGAUGUAAUGUACAUGUGUAGAUACCAUCAGGUUACCAUGGAAACAGUAUUCAAACAAUAUAUGGUCCUAGUGACCCUGAAUGAAAACUCCUCUUUGAGAAAGCAAGUAUUAAUGGACAUUGGUAAUCAUAAAGACACAUGUGUUGUAUUAUUAGAAAUGUUGUUAUCUGAAGAUAAUGAUACUUCUGCUGUGAUGGAUGAAAAUGGAUGUCCUAGGUGUAUGGGUCACAAGGUGAAAAGAAAGAAUGAAAUUCUUAUUGACCAGUUAAUCAAGAAUAUACAAGCUGCCAGAGAUCAACAAAUUGUGCUGGAAAUUCUGAGAAAACAUGGAUAUUGGGUUGGCGUCUUGAAGCUACUGAAAAAGAUUGGUCGUGGAUCAGAUCAUUUAGAUCUGGUAUUACAGCUUGGAGAUAUUGACCUGUUGACAGGACACAAUGAACUUGGUUAUGUGCCACUCUCAGUACCUGACUGGCAGAGAGUACUUGGUGCUUACCAGCAGAUAAAUCAAGCAGGGAACCAGACGGCACAGGAAGUUAGCUGUGAUUGGUCAAAACUGAUCACAUGGAACAAUCUGGCAAUUCUAUUGGUCAGAAAUGUAGGUCCAGAGGAGGCUAUUUCCCUGCUUGAAAAGCAAAACCUACCAGAGGGAGUUUUGUCAAAAGAGUUUUACCAAGUCUGUUUACUCUCUGGAAUGGUGCAAAAACAACAAAGGUCAGUGUUACAUUCCAUGUUGGAGAAGGUAGACAGCUAUCUAUGGUCAUAUAGACCUAUAGUUAUAACACCACAGGUGCAGUACCUGGCUGUUUCAGAGAAGAAAAUGCACCCUGGAGAAUCAACUGGUUCAAAUACAGACUUUCUUCAUUCUAUGGCCAACAGUAUUAAGGAGAAAGAGGUGUCGGAAACAUCUGUGGAAGAUCCAGAAUGUCACUGGGGCAUUGAAAAUAAGAUUAAUUUGUUAUGUCCAUGUUGUUAUAUCUCCUUGAAAGAGACUGUGUCACAUGAGGAACCUGGGGUUCUCAUAUUUAAAUGUGGACAUGGAUUCCACAAGUUAUGUUUACCAAAGAAGGAAUGUAUGGUAUGUGAUGGUGUAACAAAAACAAAGACAGUUGAAAAAGCUUUCUAUAUUUAAGCUGGGACAAAAUAUAACCAGACACAUAAUUACAGACUAUAUAAGCAGUUUUAUGUUGGUGACCAAGAAAUUGGACAGUCAAUCAUUUGAUUAGCAUUAGUAAUAAUAAUACCAUUAUUACGAAAACAAUUCAUUGAUAAAUUUUCACAUUAUGUUGAGACCAAUAUAUAAAAAGGAGUGUUAAGUUUAAACAUCAUUUUGGCUUAUACACAUAUUUCUCUUACUUUAAGUAUUUACUUAAGAUAAAAAACAAAUUAAUUGACAAUGAUCAACGUGACAAAACGGCAGUCUCUGUUCCUGAUUAGACAAGAAAAUUACAUUGAGCUUAUCUCCAAAUGCUUGUCUUGUAAUAAUGUUUCCCUGAUUUAAGUCAGAUUUAAGCAAAUUAUUUGUUAUUUUUAUUAUUAUGAUUGUUUAAAUAUUGUGGAAUAUUUUGUAAAGAUAGAUUUUACUGGCAUUUAAAGGUUAGUGGAUAUUACAAGCAGUUGUCCUGUUGUCAUUUUGACUUUGCUCCACUAGUUUAAAAUUAUAUAGCAGAAUGAAAAAGCCAACAAUUUAAUAAGCUGGUAAAUGUAUUUCUCAGAGUAAUUAACAUGUGUAAUUUUAUCUUUUGUAAAAGACUUGAACCACAUAAAGACAAGAUCUGGAUUAGACAAGAAAAUUAUCCUCCCCCCCCCCCCCCCCAGUAAUCUUGGUUUGUACUGGUUGCAAAGGUAGAUUGUGCAGCCACCAGCAAUGUAUUCAGGUUUAACUGUAAUGUUGUGUAUAUUUAUUUGCUCAUUAGAAAAUGGCAUUUCAGGGACUUGUUGCAGCAUAUACAUAACUUGAUUCAUGUAAGCAAGGGUGAUAACUGACCAAUUACCCACAGUCAAACUAAAUUCUAGACUAACAUAUAAUUACCUCUUGAAUUUGUGUAGUGGAUUUGCCUUGUUUUGACUUUAUAACAUUACAUUCAAAUUUAUAUGGAUACAAAAGAUUAUCUACCAACAGUAUAAGGCCAAGUCACACUGGCCUGAUGUACAGGCUGACCUGGCUCCAUACUGGUGGCACAAGCUAAUCACUUAUAGGUUCAAGCAUGGUAAGGGUUAUUAAAGCAGGGCAUGUUGAUUAUACAAAUGUUUCUUUCAUGGUAAAGUUUUGAUUUUCAAUGUGGAUUCUAUCAACUUCUAGCCUUUGGUUAGGUUUUAGGUUGAUGGGUCAAAAGUCAGACUCUCUGAGACUGAAAAAAAUACAUGUAUUUUUCUUCUCCAUUUUUCUCAUUUUUGGCAAUAUUUUUUUUAGCUGUGUCAUUGUGGGGUCAGGGAUAUAUAUAGGUAUUCUGAUUCUCUUGUUUAUAACUGAUUUAGAUGAAUAUUUAUGUAUAUAUGGUCAGUGUCUAUACAGACAAAUACUAACAUGGUGCUUCAUGAUAAAGCUUUUGUUGAUUUUCUUGUUGAUAUUGUUGGUAAAUUUUAUAAAUCUACAAAGCAGUUUUGUUUAUGACUGCAACUACUAGUAUUUUUCUUUUUAAAGAAUUCUUGUUUGAUUGCAUAUGAGAACUUAAUUUAUUGACCUUGAUAAAAUCAUUUUCUUUAAUUAAAAGUUACAUUGGAUUUGAAUUAGACUGUGUUGAUUCAUGAACUGUAUCUAAAGUUUAUUGUUAUGUUCAUUUUCUAUUACUAUUUCUAUAAUGUUUAUCCAAGUUUUUUUAUUGUUGAAUUGUUAAGUUUGUUGAAAUGAUAAAACUUAUCUGAUUUGGUGCUUGUAAUAACUCAAUUUCUUCCAAUCUUGUAACUAUAUGAAUGAAAAGAAGUGAUUACAUCAAGUAUAUCACACAGGUUGUCAUAUUUUAUUAUAUUGCAUGUUUGUAACAUCAAUUUUCAUUGGAUAAUCCCGAUGUUUAUAUAAUCUAUAUACUGGGCUCUUCUGUAAAUUUAUUCUGUAAUAUGAAUAGGUUAUAAAGGUUUUUUUAUAACAGGUUAUAUGAUCAUGUAUAAAUGAUAGUGUUUUAUAACCUCACAUUGCAGCUAGGAUGAUAAAAGGUAACAACUAUUUAUACAGGGUCAUUUAACAUGUAAAUAAGCCAUAAAAUUAAUAAAUUUUAUUAACUUGAAAAAACAAAUUGUUCAGUUGCUUAUCUCAGACAAUUAUUUUUGUUCAUCAUUCUGUUAGACAAGUUCAGUGAAUUUUUGUAUUGUACAAUAAUUGGUAUGAGUUCCUUUUAAUCGAGAGAUAAGUUAACAAAAUAAUCAAGCUUUCGACAUUUUGUUCAUCUUUUUAUCCUAUGAAUUAUAAUGAUGGGCCUUGAAAUUUGUCAAAAGAAAUUUAAUUGUUGUAUGAUACAAAUAGAAAAAAAGUUAAAAGAAAACAUUGUUAGUGAAAAAACUGUCCAGCAUUAAGGGAACAUACAGAUAGUGUUUAUGAACUGAAAUAAGAGAGUUAAGUUAUUGUUACUGUUGUCUUUCCCCACACUGCCAGGUCAAGCCUUAUAAUAAUAGUAAUAAUAAUAAUAGUAACCAGUAAUCACAGGUACUUGAAACAAGCUAUUUUUAUCAAUUACAUUUUCUCAAUCUGAGAUAGUUUUAAGCACAUAUUAAAAUACCAAUAUUAAUUAAUUUAUAUUUUCUAAAUGAAAUUUUGUAGCUGAAGAACUUACCUUACUGUUUGAUGUUUUAAGAAUUAUGUUCCUUUUUGAUUUGAUGUGUCAAGAACACAGAACUAAAGUCUUUACAACAGUGUAAAAAAAUUCUAUUACAUGUAUAUUGAAGUGUGUUUUGGCAUCAUGCAUUUAAAUAUUGCAUAAUUAUCAUGUCACUGUUUAAGUAGGUUUUAUGUUUUUUCUGAAUUGUGUUCAGUAAUAUUAUACAAUACUCUAGCAUUCAUCCCGGUGUAAUCAGUUAAUAUAAAUAUUACAUGUAU
Messenger RNA from Ruditapes philippinarum (Manila clam), 8208 nucleotides. RefSeq names its product BLOC-2 complex member HPS5-like. The coding region runs from base 97 to 5310 and encodes 1737 amino acids. Gene Ontology annotation, molecular function: protein binding. The record is from RefSeq and is a predicted model, not a curated record. Gene Ontology annotation, biological process: developmental pigmentation. Lineage: Eukaryota; Metazoa; Mollusca; Bivalvia; Venerida; Veneridae. Gene Ontology annotation, cellular component: cytoplasm. The transcript has 29 exons.